Sciurus carolinensis (gray squirrel) is the source of this 2651-nucleotide messenger RNA. It is a transcript of the gene Sppl2a, whose product is annotated as signal peptide peptidase like 2A. Bases 299 to 1792 code for a protein of 497 amino acids. The record is from RefSeq and is a predicted model, not a curated record. NCBI's taxonomy places the organism in Eukaryota, Metazoa, Chordata, Mammalia, Rodentia, Sciuridae. The transcript is spliced from 17 exons. Gene Ontology annotation, molecular function: aspartic endopeptidase activity, intramembrane cleaving. Gene Ontology annotation, cellular component: lysosomal membrane; lumenal side of endoplasmic reticulum membrane; Golgi-associated vesicle membrane. Gene Ontology annotation, biological process: membrane protein proteolysis.
CGGAGCGACCCGGAGCCUGCGCGCCCACCAGUGUGAUGGGGCCGCAGCGGAGACUGCCCGCUUCCGCCGCCGCCGCCUUGAUCUGGGGCUUCCUGCUGCCGCUGGUCAGAUGUCUUCUACCCAGAGUCUUUGGGGUGAAUGACAGCCAAUAGAGUCAUGAGGUACCUGCAUUAAGUCGUGAGGCAGUGCCCUGCAGAAGAAGUAGAGUCACCCUGGAGAGUCAUGGAAGACAGCUGCCCAGGAAGCAAUCCUGCAUGCAUCUGGAAAUGGCACACAUUUACCAUCUAAAGACUACUGCAUGCUAUAUAACCCUCAUUGGACAGUGCUUCCAAGUACCCUAGGAAAUGCAACUUCCAUUAGUUUGCUGAAUCUGACUACCACACCGCUGUGCAGCUUUUCUGAUAUUCCGCCUGGUGGCCUAAAGAACAAAGCAGUUGUGGUACAAUGGGGAUCCUGCUAUUUACUUGAAAAAGCCAGAAUUGCACAGAAUGGAGGUGCUGAAGCAUUGUUGGUUGCCAAUAACAGUGUCCUAUUUCCUCCCUCAGGGAACAGGUCUGAAUUUCAUGAUGUGAAAAUACUGAUUGCCUUUAUAAGCCAAAAAGACUUUAAAGAUAUGAAACAGACAUUUGGACGUGACAUUACAGUAAAAAUGUAUUCUCCAUUGUCACCUAACUUUGACUAUACUAUGGUGGUUAUUUUUGUAAUUGCUGUAUUCACUGUGGCAUUAGGAGGAUACUGGAGUGGACUAAUUGAAUUGGAAAACUUGAAGGCAGUGACAAACACUGAAGAUAAAGAAAUGAGGAAAAAGAGGGAAGAAUAUUUAACUAUCAAUCCUCUUACAGUUGUAAUAUUUGUGGUCAUCUGUUGUGUUAUGAUGGUCUUGCUUUAUUUUUUCUACAAAUGGUUGGUUUAUGUUAUGAUAGCAAUUUUCUGCAUAGCAUCAGCAAUGAGUCUGUACAACUGUCUUGCUGCACUAAUUCAUAAGAUACCAUGUGGACAAUGCAUGAUUACUUGUCGUGGCAAAACUGUUGAAGUGAGACUUAUUUUUCUCUCUGGACUAUGCAUAGCAGUAGCUGUUGUUUGGGCUGUUUUUCGAAAUGAAGAUAGGUGGGCUUGGAUUCUACAGGAUAUUUUGGGGAUUGCUUUCUGUCUGAAUUUAAUUAAAACACUGAAGUUACCCAAUUUCAAGUCAUGUGUGAUACUUCUAGGCCUUCUCCUCCUCUAUGAUGUAUUUUUUGUUUUCAUAACACCAUUCAUCACAAAGAAUGGUGAGAGCAUCAUGGUUGAACUUGCAGCUGGACCUUUUGGAAAUACUGAAAAGAAUGAUGGAAACUUUGUGGAAGCCACUGCUCAACCCUCAGCUCCCCAUGAGAAAUUACCAGUAGUCAUCAGGGUACCAAAGCUGAUUUAUUUCUCAGUAAUGCAUGUGUGCUUCAUGCCUGUUUCCAUAUUGGGUUUUGGAGACAUUAUUGUACCAGGCCUAUUGAUUGCAUACUGUAGAAGAUUUGAUGUUCAGACUGGUUCUUCUUCUAUAUACUAUAUUUCUUCCACAAUUGCCUAUGCUUUUGGUAUGAUACUUACAUUUGUUGUUCUCACACUGAUGAAGAAGGGGCAACCUGCUCUUCUCUAUUUAGUACCUUGCACACUUAUUACUGCCUCAAUUGUUGCUUGGAGACGUAAGGAAAUGAAAAAAUUCUGGAAAGGUAGCAGCUACCAGAUGAUGGACCAACUGGACUAUUCAACAAAUGAAGAAAACCCAGUGACUACUGAUGAACAGAUUGCCCAACAAUAAUAUUAUAUGGACCUGCAAUAAUGUGUUAUUGAUUUUCUACAAACAGAGUUUGACUUUUUAAUUCAACUCUUGAAUUGACAAUCCUAAAACAUUUUCAAUGAUGUGUUUGCAAAUAUAUAUUUUUAUGAGCUAAUACUGACAAUUAUUUCAUACAUAAUUAAAAUGCAUUUACUUUUAAUUAUGUUAAAGUUGUGCCUUCACAUUAAAUAAAAGCAUAUGGUCUGUGUAAUUUCCAAGAUGUAUUAUAUACAGUAUAUUUUUCUAAAAAAACCUUGACUCACCCCUGUAUUUUCCUUAGUGAAAUUUAUUUCUUUCAACUCUAAUGAUAGAUCAAAGUAACUGUCAAAGCAAGUUUCCAAACAGAUUUUUUUCUUAAAGGAUUAUAUAUAUUUUAUCUCCGCUAUAAAAAUAAGUGUUUAAGACCAUGCAAGAAGGCAAACAACAAUGAAAAUUUGAACCUCAUAUCAUUCCAAGGUACAAAUAUAUGAUUUGGGAAUAAAUAUAAACAUAUUUUUAUAGUAAGUUUUUUAAAACUCAAGAACCUAAAUUACUUCAGAAUGCAUGUGUAUUAGAAUAUUUUUCCAGGUAUAGAGAAACAUAAUAUAUAGAAGUUAUUAUAAGGACACGAAAACUGAAAUCUAGUUUGUAGUGGUUCACCAUUUUUUUGAAGAUGUAGCUUAAAAUUUUGCACUAACUUUUAGUUUCACUUUGGUAUUUCUGAUCUUUGAAAUUUAGUUUUGUUGCUGUUCAUCUUUUUAAAAAAUUUUCUUACCCAAUUAUAUAUUAAUAUAUAUGACUCACUGUUUGUGUGAAACAUCCCUUAUAAUUUCCCCUCCCUGUUAUCUUGUUUCUCCCUAAU